Cataglyphis hispanica is the source of this 2381-nucleotide messenger RNA. RefSeq names its product insulin-like growth factor-binding protein complex acid labile subunit. Gene Ontology annotation, molecular function: protein binding. Gene Ontology annotation, cellular component: extracellular matrix. The coding region runs from base 325 to 2226 and encodes 633 amino acids. The transcript is spliced from 2 exons. Lineage: Eukaryota; Metazoa; Arthropoda; Insecta; Hymenoptera; Formicidae. The record is from RefSeq and is a predicted model, not a curated record.
UUCUCGCCAACGGAUAUAUCGAAUCGGAUUCAACAAACGUAUCAUCGUACAUCCUCCUUUUUUUCGAUAAGAGAUUGCUUGCCAAGAGCGCGCAUCUCUCUUUUACAUACACGUGCGUACACGAAUCUAAGAAUCUGUGCACGCGUGGGACUCUAUAAAGGCCUGCAAGACCUGUUUUCGCGAUUACCUCGUCCUCAGGAAUCUCGCCACGCGUUGUCCACCAGGAAUAGAAGACGCAAAACAGUCUUUGUCUGUCCGCAUUCGAGGAUAGAAGGCGCCGAGGAUCUUCUUCUGUGAUUUAGCAAAUUGAUUGGAGAGAUCACGAUGCUGUUCUUCAUAUGUUUGCUGCCUCUAGUGGCAAGCACGCCCCUUGAUUCAGAAAUGAUCAUCGAAACACCUUCAAAUCUAAUUCUGGAUAUUUAUAACGGCAUCCUGAAAAACAUUCGAUUCGUCGAAGGCUCUAAUCAUACGGAGUUAGAUCUGUCAAAUUCCUCUCUUCGCGGAUUGGAAAAGAACACUUUCGAUAAUGUGCUUGACACGGAGUCGCUUAUAUUAGCCGACAAUUUGUUGACUACUUUACCGGAUUUUGUUUUUUCCAAUCUGACGAGAUUGAGGAGCUUGUCGCUGUCGGGCAAUCAAAUAUCGAAUGUCCGAAAUCUGUUUAUCGGCCUGGAGAAUUUGCGAUUGUUGGAUAUUUCACGCAAUCCUAUCCAACAUCUCGGGAGAGGACAUCUGUUCGGUCUCACUAGAUCUGUCAAGAUUCUCACCGAUGGAAAUAUUCUUUGGAGCAUCAGCACGGACGUGUUUACUAACUUCUUUCUCAAGGAAGAGGAGUUGAAGCGACUAGCGGCGACGAUGAAUCAAGAAAAUUUCAUGGAGAAGAGCGAGGAAAAGGAAAAGAAAGUCGACAGCGCAGAGCGCGAUGCUGAAGAGCUAGUUGUAAAACCUCAAGAGGUCGUUCAAAGUCUUAACAAGGACACUCGAGUAAAAAUCUGCAAAUGCGAUGGCAUCGUGACAUCAUUAGCGAUUUUUGAGAAGGAUGAAGAGCUGGUUGAAGGAUGCGUUCAAGUGUCGAUUGACGUCGACGCGACGCGAGUGAAUCUUAGCGAGCAGGGCAUCAGCGGUUUUCAGAAAAACUGGUAUCGGCUGCGAUCGCUGCCGAUCUCUUCCUUGGAUCUGUCAAGCAACGAGAUCACCGAGAUCACGAAGGAGACGUUGAACGAUCUGCCAGCUUAUGUGACGUACGUAAACUUUCUAGGCAAUAGAAUCCGUAGGAUUCGGAGCCAAGUGAUCGAGAACGAUCAUCUGAAGAGACUCAACUUUAAAGGCAAUCUGAUCGAGGAGAUCGAAGAGGGCGCGUUUGAAAGAAUAAAAUUACGCGGAUUGUUUCUCGCCGAUAAUCAGCUGGAAAGUCUCAACUUCGUCUCCAGUCUACCGGGCACUCUGACGGAAUUCGUCGCGAGCGGAAAUCGCAUAGUGUCUAUUUCCGACAACGCUUUCUCCAAGCUCUCUCGUCUGUUGUACUUGAAUCUCGACGACAAUGAAAUCGAAACGUUGCAGAGCGGCGUCUUUCAAGGUUUAGAAUCCUUGCAAUCACUAACGUUGACGAACAGUAACAUAACAACCGUCGAGCUUUCCGCUUUUAGAGGUUUGACUGCUCUCAGGACGCUCGAUCUUCAUCGCAAUUCUAUACGCGAUCUGCAAAAGGGCACCUUCGCUGAGUUGACAGCUCUGAAGGAGCUCAAUCUCGCCUACAACAACAUCGUGAAAGCUACCUUCGCCGAUCUUCCGUCGUCCGUGGAUUUCUUGUACCUCGAUUAUAACGAGAUCGACGUGCUCGAGGAAGGCAAUUUUGUUCAAGCCCCGAGAUUCACUCUGUCAUUGACCGGAAACAGAAUCUCUAGCAUAACGCGCGGCGCUUUCAAUCUGCCCACUCUUCGGGAUCUGUAUUUGAACAAGAAUCUCUUGACGACCAUAGAAGGCGAUAGCUACGAAGGUCUGAGUCGUUUAAGGCGUCUUUGGCUCUCGGAAAAUGAAAUAUCCGAGAUUCGCAAGGGCGCCUGCAAACAUCUGGGCAGUCUCUACAUCCUGGACAUAUCCAAGAAUCCGUUCCAAAAGUUGGAAAACGGCGCUCUUCAUGAUCUCAAUACCGGUUUUGGUACUAGCUUGUACAUUUACGAGAAUAAUUUGAAAGAGAUGCAAGGCGGUGUUUUCGAUGAUAUUUAAUAUUAUUCUUGGAAUCACAAAACUUCUACACAUAUUCCCCAAUAAUUUUCUCGAAAAAUAUAUAUAUCGAAAAUUGAUCCGCAUAUUUUUAAUUCGCGAACAUUUAUAAGAAAGAAAUUAUAUCGUGUAUAAAUAAAAUCCAUAUUCACCCUGAA